This is a messenger RNA of Helianthus annuus (common sunflower), 2148 nucleotides long. RefSeq lists its product as uncharacterized. The transcript is spliced from 9 exons. Bases 1 to 2148 code for a protein of 715 amino acids. Lineage: Eukaryota; Viridiplantae; Streptophyta; Magnoliopsida; Asterales; Asteraceae. The record is from RefSeq and is a predicted model, not a curated record.
AUGUCAAAGAAUUCACGUUCAUCUUCUACAGCUGCUAAUUCAUCUCAACGAAAUUUACACAGUCCUCUUAUGAGAACUCCUCUUUCAGAUAUCUCAAAUAGAUCUCCUCUUUCAGAUAUCACAAAUGUUACUUCACCGAAUGAAAGGCGUAAGCUUCGAAAAUUAAUACUUGAUAAUAAGAAAUCAAAGAAUUCAUCGUCAUCAUCAACGAAUGUUCGUAACAUCUUUUCUGACAAUGCAAAUUUGCUGGAAUGUUCUGAUACUAUGGAUCAACAUAUGUACUCCAUUGAAUGUCGAGCAGUUAGAAAUGCUACUAGUUCUUUAAUUUCAACUACACCAGGUACACCUCUAGAUAACAACCGUCGAUAUUCCAUUACUUCUAGCAUCAUUAGCAGUAACAAUAAGCCGAUAUUGGGUAGUACCUCUACCCUUACACGGCUGUCUUCUGGUAAAUGUAACCUCGAGCGCAAGAAACGUGAUAAUACUCCUGUACCUAUGCUGACUUUGGAUUCAGAUGAAGACGAUGUGUUUUUGUGCAAUGAUGAAGAUCCUUAUAAAGGGAUAUCUAAAGAUUAUUUGGACCAUGGUGACCAAGUGCUUACAUGUCAGGUUUGUAGUGCAAAGUUAUGGACAUCAGAAGGUGGAAAAGGUCGUUUAACUAUAAAUAAGCUAUGUUAUAGUAUGUGUUGUGGGUAUGGUAAAGUUCAGCUACUGCCUUUAAAGGAUGCACAUCCGUCUUAUCAAAAUUUGUUUUCUUCCUCAAAUGCAAAAAGCAAGUUCUUCCUGAAGAACAUAAGACGAUACAACUCUAUGUUCUCUUUUACAUCUAUGGGUGGAAAGGUUGAUUCUAAUAUCAACAAGGGUAAUGCUUCAUUUAUAUAUCGUAUCAGUGGCCAAAACUAUCAUUGCAUGGGGAGUCUCAAACCUCUAGAUGGAAAUGAAGCUAAGUUUUGUCAGCUAUACAUACAGGAUACCGAAAAUGAAAUAACAAACAGACAAGCAUUAUUCAGCAAAGGAACCAAACCUUCAUCGCCUACUGAUAAAGAACUUGAUGUUGAAAUGAUAGAAUAUUUGAGGGCUUUAUUAGAUUCACAAAAUAUGUUGGUUAAGACAUAUAGGAUGGUCAGAGACCAUUUUCACAAAUCUCCAGAGGCCAACCUUAGUCUGCGACUUAUUUAUAGAAGAGAAAAAGACGGCAUGACAUAUAACUUACCCACCACAUCUGAAGUUGCUGCUUUGGUUGUCGGAGACAUUGAUAAAGCUAUAGACCAUCGUGAUAUUGUUGUCGAGACUCAGUCGGGAAUGCUGCAGCGUAUUAGCGAAUUAUACCUAUCGUAUCUUGCUCUGCAAUAUCCGUUACUUUUCCCAUAUGGUGAUGAUGGUUAUAGAGUUGAUAUUCCUCAUAGAGAUUUUAUGUUGUUACAAUUGUUUUUGGUUGAUGCGUACACAAUGAUUGAGAGCGAAAGACUAAAGUACAUCCGUAGGCAACAAGCGAACCUUCGCUCUGAAACAUUUGAGAAUCUUCAAAAGUAUAAAUCUAAAGGUAAGGAAGUUUUAACAGAUACUGGAAAGCCUGUUACACUUCCUUCUUCAUUUACUGGUGGUGCAAGAUUCAUGCAACAAAAUUACCUCGAUGCAAUGGCCUUAUGUAAGUGGUAUAGGUACCCUGAUUUCUUCAUAACUAUAACGUGUAAUCCUAAGUGGCCUGAAGUAAAAAGAUUUCUAAGAGAUUCAACCAUCAAAGCCGAAGACAGGCCUGACAUAUUGUGUCGAUUGUUUAAAAUGAAGCUUGAUUCCUUACUCAAAGAUUUGAAGGAUUCUAAGUAUUUCGGUGAGAUUAACGUUGGUCCUGAUAUGGCUAUUGCGGUAGUUUCUGGUGAUACAAAUUCAACCAUCAAGGAAAAGCCAAAAGACAAGAUCAAGGAGUAUCCUACUGUUAUGAGGCUUCCCUUUCAUUUGCCGGGCCAACAGAAUGUUGUGUAUGGUGCGGAUGACGAUAUUGAUAAUGUUUUAAGCAAGCCUUCUGUUGCUUCUUCAAUAUUUGUGCAAUGGAUGAAGUUGAACGAGACAAAUGAAGAUGCUAGAAAGCUGACUUACGUUGAGUUUCCUUCCAAAUUUGUUUGGAUACUUAAAGAUAGAUGUUGGUAG